CGCGCUGACAAGUGACACUGACUUUAAUGACGUCUAUCGCCCCGUUUGCUUUAUUAUUGAACAGCUCUAAUAAAUAAGCAAUGAAAAGUUAAUUAAGGGCACGUCGGCUGUUAAAACACCGCACUGAAGGCCCCCGGCCAGUUGGAGUGCCCCCGGAGUGCAGUCGUCAUGUGCCAGCUUUAAGGCGUGUCUGUUUUGUGCGUACUUUCAUGCUAAAAAUACUUCUACAUGAAAUUCCUAAUGGAUUUCAUAAUGCCACCCCUAAAAAUAAGCAAGUGCAUGUCGGACGUGGCCCAGGCCCGCAUCGACAAUUUGUUCUUGACGAAAUUGCCAAGCGAGACGAGCCACAACACCCAGCACACCUGCCGCAGCUAUGUAUCGAAGGUUCUCAACAAUUUGAACGAGCUUCGCAGGCACAACAGGUUCUGCGAUGUGGAGAUCAUUGCCGAAGACAAAAUAUUCCAGGCCCACAGGGCUGUUUUGGCCGCCAGCAGCCCCUAUUUCCAAGCCAUGUUCACGGGCGGCUUAUGCGAAAAGGACCAGCAGUCGGUGGAGCUGCAUGGCAUAACGUCUUACGUUUUUGAAAUUUUGUUAAAUUUUAUUUACUCAGGGGAGGUUAAUAUCACGCAGAAUAAUGUACAGGAAUUGAUGGUGGCGGCCGAUAUGGUGGGCCUGAGCGAAAUUGUGCUGGGGUGCACUGAGUUCUUAAUCAAGGAGCUGCACCCCCUCAAUGCCAUCGGGAUUUACAGGUUCGCCGACGACCACAAUUGGACGGAGUUGAAAACCGCCGCCGUCCAAUACAUAGAAAACAAUUUCCCCAAAGUAUGCAAAGAGGACGAAGUGUACGACUUACACAAAGACACCAUAAUCAAAUUUCUCUCGUCUGAGAAUUUAAAAAUCGACUCAGAGUUCCAAGUGUUCCAAGCGGCGUUGCGAUGGAUCAACCACGAUAUCUUAGGUCGGCGUCAGUACGUCUUCGACAUUUUGAAAAACGUACGACUUCCUUUACUUCCACUCGGUUUGCUAGAAAGGGCCAUAACUCAGUGUAACGACAGUAGUUUGCGAGUCGCCCUCAAGUCGAUCCACGCCGACUUGCUUAACAGAAAAGGUUGUCUUGUUCCGUUAAACGUAACUCCAAGGAAAUGUGCCAAAAAAGACAUCUACGUGAUCGGCGGCUCCAAACGCGAGCUGCACAGCGUCUGGGACCGGGGGCUCGAAAUGAACUACGUAUCCGUGGAAAAAUUCAAUACGUUCAGUAGGGAGUGGCAUAAAGUACCCGACAUGACAGUCAAUCGACUUGUGCCAGGGGUGGCCUCCCUCAACGGCCACAUCUACGUGGUGGGGGGCGAGGAGGGCUCCUCCAUACUGUCCAGUUGCGAAAGGUUCGAGCCCCAAAGCAACCAAUGGACGCAAGUGGCCAGUAUGGUGGUCUCCCGUUGCGAAUUUGGCUUGUGCGCCCUCGAUGGGUACUUGUACGCCAUGGGCGGAUGGGUCGACACUGACAUAAGCGGCUCGAUCGAGCGCUACGACCCGAAAAUCGACGAAUGGAGGCUCGUGGGUAGUUUACCCGAGCCUAGGUUCAGCAUGGGGCUAGUCUCAUACGAAGGUCUGAUUUACAUGGUGGGCGGCUGCUCGCUCAACCAACGCAAUCUCCAGGAUUUGAUGAGUUACAACCCGUUUUCCGGCGAGUGGAAGAAACUGCCGUCAAUGUCCGUGGCGCGUUUCCAGAUGGGCGUGGCCGUUCUAGACGAUUAUCUUUACGUGGUGGGGGGUACGAAUCGGCAGCAGGUCUUGAAUUCCGUCGAACGUUAUUCGUUUAAGACGAAUAAGUGGAGUAUGGUGCCACCCAUGUCCGUCGAGAGGAGUGGCCCGGCGGUGGCGGCAAUGGACGGCCUUCUGUACGUAAUAGGCGGGGCUCAGACCCACGCCACGCCCUUCUACAGGGCCCAGUGUACUAUAUCGUCAGUGGAAUGUUUUGAUCCUAUUACAAAUUCGUGGGCGGAGUGUCCGCCCCUGUCGGAGACUAGGGCCGAGGCCGGGGCUGUAGUCAUAUGAUCUCAGUUUUUGCUGUAAUGACGGGUGAUACAACUAACGAAGUAGUUUUAAUCAUAUAUUUAUUUAUUGUCUGUUUUAUUUACCAAAGAUUUUUAUUUUUGUUUGUAGGAACGUAGACCAAAGGAACUAUAACCAAAUAUGCAUUUAUGUGGCUCUCACGGUUUAUUUAUGUAAUUUUAGAAUAUAUGAAGCAUUAUGUUAUGUGGUAGGAGUUUCGCGCCAAAAAGUUCGAACCUAGUGGUUGGAGUGUUUUGGCGGAAAACUGAAUAUUUAAGACAGAAUCUCAUCAAGUUUUUAUUAAUAGAGCUACCGCUUUGCUUUCGAUUUAUGUCAUGAUUAUGCAUUGCCGUUGACCAAUCUCUACAAGAAAAAUAAAGCGAUUAAUACAAA
Molecule: messenger RNA, 2445 nt
Organism: Tribolium castaneum (red flour beetle)
Lineage: Eukaryota; Metazoa; Arthropoda; Insecta; Coleoptera; Tenebrionidae
Exons: 6
Coding region: 229-2055 (608 amino acids)
Molecular function (GO): protein binding
Source: RefSeq, a predicted model, not a curated record